Molecule: messenger RNA, 1616 nt
Organism: Tachyglossus aculeatus (Australian echidna)
Lineage: Eukaryota; Metazoa; Chordata; Mammalia; Monotremata; Tachyglossidae
Gene: BPI
Product: bactericidal permeability increasing protein
Exons: 15
Coding region: 119-1549 (476 amino acids)
Biological process (GO): defense response to Gram-negative bacterium; innate immune response; lipopolysaccharide-mediated signaling pathway
Molecular function (GO): lipopolysaccharide binding
Source: RefSeq, a predicted model, not a curated record
CCUCUCUUUUUCCGGGCCCGGUUCACUUCCCUUUUUCCCUGCCGGUUAUAAAAUCCGCUCGCCCUGAGCCUCCUCAGAGCCGGGGACGGAUCGCCGGCCUAGACGGACGACGGACGGGAUGGUCGCUCCGCUACGGACCUGGGCGGCCCUCGUGCUGCUCCUCGGCGCGGCCGGGGUCGAGGCGAGGAAUCCGGGAUUUGUGGUCAGGAUCUCCCAGAAGGGACUGGAUUAUGCCCGCCAGGAGGGCAUCGUGGCGCUGGAGAAGGAGCUGUCGAAGAUCAGUUUACCCGACUUCUCGGGCAGCUUCAAGGUCAAGCGUUUUGGGAAAGGCCACUAUGAUUUCAACAGACUGGAGGUUACCAGCUUCCGCCUGCCGACGUCUCAGAUUAGCUUGCUGCCCGGGCUGGGGCUGAGGGUGGCCAUGUCCAACGCCUUCAUCCAGGUCUCCGGCCACUGGAAAGCACGCAAGAACUUCAUCAAGCUCAAAGGUUCCUUCGAUCUGAAAGUGGAAGGCUUAUCCAUCGCGACUGACGUCCAGCUGGGCAGUGACCAGGGCGGUCGUCCUACGGUCUCAGCUUCUGGCUGUAGAAGCCACAUCUCCAAAGUCAAAGUGCAUAUCUCCGGACGCUUAGGCUGGAUCCUGAAUCUUUUCCACCGAAAAAUCGAGUCCAGGUUCCGCAGUUCCAUGGAAGGCAAGAUCUGCGAAAAACUGGUGUCAGCGGCCCGCUCCAAACUCCAACCCUACCUGCAGACUCUGCCAGUGACAGCCAAGAUCGACCAGGUGGCCGGCAUCGACUAUGCCCUGAUCAACCCACCCAGGAGCUCUGCCAACACCCUGGACGCCGAGCUGAAGGGUGAAUUCUUCAAUCUGAACCGCCGGUCCGCUCCGUCCUUCGCUCCCCCUGAGCUGAAUAUCCCUCCGGCUUCGGACCGCAUGGCCUACUUCGGAGUCUCGGAUUACUUCUUCAACACCGCCUUCUCCGUCUACCAGGAGGCCGGGGCCUUAUCGCUCUCCCUCUCCGACGACAUGAUUCCGAAGGAAUUCAAAGUCCGUUUGAACACGGCGUCUUUUGGGGGGCUGAUCCCUCAGCUGGCGAGGAUGUACCCCAACACGGCCAUGAAGCUCGUCGUGUCGACCGCCACGGCUCCGUCGCUGACCAUCCGGCCGGGAAGCGUGACCCUCCGGCCGGAAUUCAACCUGGAGGCCCUGGCCCUCCCGCCCAACGCUGCCCAAGUUCCGCUCUUCGUCCUCGGCCUGUCCACCAACGCCUCCAUCGAAGUGGGCGUGAGAGGAGUGACCAUUUUCGGGACGUCCACGGUGGGCAGGGUGAAUCUGGAGCUGAAACAAUCGGCCGUGGGCCCUUUUUCCGUGACCCUCCUGGAAGCCAUCAUCAACUACUAUGUCUCCUCUGUUCUGCUUCCGAAGGCCAAUGAGAGGCUGGAGAAGGGCUUCCCGUUACCUCUGUUCCGUCAGCUCCGACUGUCCAACCUCGUCCUUCAGCCGCGGCAGAACUUCCUGCUGUUCGGGGCCGAUAUCCAACACGGAUGAUGGAGCCUGGGAACUUCGUCGGGGGGUCACUUUUCUGGAUGGGUUGGGGGCGAGGGGAGGUUGUCAU